ACAUUUAAAUCUUAAUCAUUCUUUAAGCGUAUCAAAAUUUUUCGUCAUUGCAAAUUUAAAAAAAAUCGGUCAAAAUGACUUAUUGUAGGGAUAGAUGUUACGAUAGAGAAACCAACAGACGUGCCCGAGAUGAUGAUGAUGACGACUACGACGACGACGACGACGGAGAACCAACUCAAGAUUACAAUCAAGGAAGAGGAGCUUAUUCUAAACGAUCGGGUUAUAAUUUAGAUCCGGUAUUAAUGGAUUUAGAUGGAAAUGGUUAUCAAAGAUAUAGAAUGACAAGGGAUAUGCACUAUAGAAGUUAUGAUGGUUCUGGAAUAUAUCAGGUUCAAAGUCGUAAUAGUUUGGUAAAAGAUCGUGCUAAAAUUAAAACGGUUACAUCAAACGCAAAUAUUUUGUCUGCAAGGAACCCCGAUAUUUUUGCUACACCACCACGACCUGGUGGGUUUAUGAAAAUAAAACCGAAAGAAUUAGCCAAAACCGAUGUUGAAGAAUAUAUGGAUGUUUGUGAACGUUGCACCAAAAUUUACGAUCACGAAGUCACUUUACGUAAAAAAAGGAUUAAAACACCAGAAAAGAAGUUUUCAAAAGUUUCUAUACAUCCGGUUCAACGAGAAACAGAAUCUAGAGAGUUUCGCAUUCGAAGAGCUUUAGAAGAAAACGAUUGGGAAACGACAGUUAUUGAUGAAACGGAUACGAUUGUGGGAAUUUCGAAUACAUACCAUUUUGGGAUGAAUAUGUUAGCCGUUACGAUAACCUGCGUUAUGAUGAUGGCAGCAAAAAUUGAAAUGACGAUGGAUUAUUUAGAUUGGGCCGAAAAUUAUUUAGAAUGUAUUAAAGAUGAUAACGGUAAAUUACCAAGAAAUAUUACUGGGAUAUUAAAAGAAAUUGAAAAAGCACGAUCAACCGCAAUUCAACAAGAAGCGAGAACCUACAAACCAAGAUCACAAACGAGAAUUGCUAAAAAAAGAAACGAUCAGGGUUGUCGAAUUAUAUGUGAUAUGAACAGAGGCGUUCCAGGGCAAUGUACCGCAACUAGUUCUUGUACAGCAAACAAAAACCUUUGCUCCGCAUUAAGAAUCCCACAUCCAUGCCCCCAUAUGAAAAUGCCUAAAUGUGAUGUAAAAUGUGGUCAUAUUGCAACGAUUGAUGAUUACGUUUCUCCAACACCAAGUCAAAAAGAUAAAUCACACGUUUAAAACAAAUCUUAUAAAUAGUAAGUAUAUUUUUUUAUUAAA
Onthophagus taurus is the source of this 1241-nucleotide messenger RNA. RefSeq lists its product as uncharacterized. The record is from RefSeq and is a predicted model, not a curated record. Lineage: Eukaryota; Metazoa; Arthropoda; Insecta; Coleoptera; Scarabaeidae.